Molecule: messenger RNA, 1281 nt
Organism: Fraxinus pennsylvanica
Lineage: Eukaryota; Viridiplantae; Streptophyta; Magnoliopsida; Lamiales; Oleaceae
Source: the annotation of a GenBank genome assembly
AUGACUGUUGUUUUCUCCUUUCUUUAUUAUCUCUUUCUUAUUUUCUCACUUCUUCCCGCCAUCGUUACCCCGACCUUGUUAUUUCAGGGAUUCAAUUGGGAGUCAAGUAAUAAACAAGGAGGAUGGUACAACUCACUCAUCAAUCUUGUACCAGAACUGGCUAACGCUGGGGUCACCCAUGUUUGGCUACCCCCAGUCUCCCACUCAGUUGCACCCCAAGGCUAUAUGCCAGGAAGAUUGUAUGAUCUCGAUGCAUCCAAAUAUGGAAAUGAACAGCAACUGAAGUCAUUAAUUAAGGCUUUCCACGACAAGGGUAUCAAAUGCGUUGCUGAUAUAGUAAUAAACCACAGAUGUGCUGAUAAACAAGACGGGAGAGGUAUAUAUUGCAUUUUUGAGGGAGGGACUUCUGAUGAUCGCCUCGACUGGGGGCCAUCAUUCAUUUGCAAAGAUGACACUCAGUUUUCGGAUGGCACCGGGAAUCCUGAUACCGGAGAUGGCUUUGAACCUGCUCCAGACAUAGACCAUCUUAAUCCAAGAGUACAAAAGGAGUUAUCAGACUGGAUGAACUGGCUCAAGACUGAAGUUGGAUUUGAUGGUUGGCGAUUUGACUUUGUCAAGGGAUAUUCUGCAAGUAUCACCAAAAUCUAUAUGGAAUACACUUCACCGGAUUUUGCAGUUGGGGAACUCUGGAAUUCACUUUCCUAUGGGCAGGAUGGGAAGCCGGAUUACAAUCAGGACAGGCAUCGGAAUGAACUCGUGCAGUGGGUUCAGAACGCGGGAGGCAGUGUUACAGCUUUCGAUUUCACAACAAAGGGAAUUCUUCAAGCUGCAGUACAGGGAGAACUGUGGAGAUUGAAGGAUUCUAAUGGAAAACCUCCUGGAAUGAUAGGGAUUUUUCCUCGGAAUGCUGUUACUUUUAUUGACAAUCAUGAUACUGGAUCUACACAGAAACUUUGGCCAUUCCCAGCAGAAAAAGUCAGUCUAGGAUAUGCUUACAUUCUCACUCAUCCAGGGAUUCCAUCAGUGUUUUAUGAUCAUUUCUUUGAUUGGGGAAAGAAGGAAGAAAUCUCUAAACUGUCAUUGAUUAGGUCAAGGAAUGGCAUCUCACCAAGUAGCAAAGUGCAGAUUAUGGCUUCUGAUUCUGAUCUUUAUGUGGCAAUGAUUGAUGAUAAAAUCAUUGUCAAAAUAGGCCCAAAGAUGGAUCUUGGAAAUUUAAUUCCACCAAACUUCAAGGUUGCAACCUCUGGAACAGACUAUGCUGUUUGGGAGAAAAACAUGUGA